Pestalotiopsis fici W106-1 is the source of this 1644-nucleotide messenger RNA. RefSeq lists its product as uncharacterized. Lineage: Eukaryota; Fungi; Ascomycota; Sordariomycetes; Amphisphaeriales; Sporocadaceae. The coding region runs from base 1 to 1644 and encodes 547 amino acids. The record is from RefSeq and is a predicted model, not a curated record. The transcript has a single exon.
AUGCAACGCCUGGGACACCCUCGAAUGCUCGGCCGGCAAUGGGCCACAUCUCAACACCCCAUUCACCAAAUCAUAAGACACCACGUCGGUGGCAGAAACACAUGGCGUGGACGCGAUCCCACCCUCGGACGUGCAGACAUUCCAACAUACACUGUCAAUCGCUUGCUUCUUGAUCUCGACGCCGAAGAUGCCGAGCACGUCAGGCCGUACGACCCAGAUAUUGAUGGCAAACCCGAAAACCGCCAUGCCAAGAGAAUUCGCAUGGGUGCACAAGCAGAUGGCCGAAUCGAAAUAUUCUUCGGCUAUGCCAAAAAACGAGACCGAACUUUCUACAAUACGUGUAGGAGUCGAGCAGUCGAAUGGUAUAUAAACGACUUGGUUAUAAUUUCCACUCUACUUGGUGGUCGCGCGCAAAAUCAUCAAUCAUUAGACCAGGAAUCUUCAGAUACAACAGAUGGCCGUAGUAGUCAGUCUGUCAACAACACACUACACGGCAUAAGCGACGAGGGAAUGGAGAUGAAUGGAAUCCCUCGAACUGCCAACAAUUUCAACUUGAUUUCAUACAUGUUGCAUCGACAGAAGCAAACGCUUGAUUCCCAUAGCACUCUGCACGAUUUCACAAAGGGCAUGUCCAGAAAAGUUAUGCAUGACAUGAUCUGGAAGAGCAACAGCGUAAUGGAGAUCAAGAGGCCGCUCUUCUUCAUAGCCAACACUGUGUAUGGCAGUGAACUCGUGUCCAAACAGAGUCGGCAACUCGCCGAAACGUGCUCAAGAGUAGUGGGAGAUUGCCAAGAUGUCUCAGAAAUGGACAAGUCGACAGCUCUGGAAAUGCUCAAGCUGUGCAACGACUUGGUCCUGCAUCUCUUGAAAGAGAAAUUGCCAAUAGAUCAACAAUUAUGGUGCUUGGGGUUUGAGUUGGCAGUGCGUUUGUCGGCCUUCCCAGCGGCACGUAUGUAUUUGGAAACUGGGUUGAGGCUUGGGGAGCAGAACUUACAUGGCACGAAUUUUCUGCUGAGGCCUCUGCAAGCACUUCUGAGGUCCAUGGAGUCGUCUCCUUCGGGACACCAUGCUGCAAUUUUCGGCCUGCUAACAGGACAAGAUUUGAGCGGGCAUCAAUCCCCAUUCUCUGUUCAAAGUAUGAUCGAAUCUAUUAAGCCAUCAGACCCUGCCAUUUACCAAACCUACAUACACAUUCUGGGUGAACUGGGGGCUCUGAGGACUUUAUGGCAUUUGUUCCAUCAGUUGCCACGACUCUUAGACACGAGGAACGAUGGGACAAGUCAGAUUGUACCUGACCUGAAAGAAUUCAAUGACCAAUUCGUCUACGCGUUUCUAAGAAGUUCUCGACAUGUUGGAAACAAUCGGAUUUCGGUCAGAGACAUGCGACUGGCAGAGACUACGGGCAACUACAUUCAUGAUUGUGAACUGGAUCUCCAAACUAUCUUUCGAUCCUUUAGAUCGGAAUCACGGGCAAAGCGAUCAGAAUCCUCUGAGAUAUCGACGUCGUCGGAGAUGAAGAAGGCGAUAUCAGACACGUUCCGCGUUACUGACAUCGCGUUUUCGAUGCAAGUGUUUCUUUCAUUGAUAAGGACGGCGGCUAGGGCGGGAACGGGUAUACGGACAAAUGAGAAGACCGAGCCAUGA